AUGGACUUGGUUCAUAGUUUUCGAGACAAGAACCAGUAUAAGAUGACGCAGUUGAAUGGAGUGAAUCUUGCGCUCGAUUGCGACUCCCGGCUGGUGAUUCAGCUGCCCAAAUCUAGGUUCCUCCGCGUCGUGUCGAGAUCAUUGUUUCUGGCUGCGGUUAUACUCACAUUGCCUUGUUUGGGGUCGCUUAUGAAAUCCCCUCAUUCAAGAUCUCGAUUCAAUGCGGUUGAGUUCGGUGUUGCCGCUGAUGUGAGCAACUUGCAGUCCAUGAAUUUCCUGUUUCAUGACUUGUCUCGCGAGGGCCUUCUUAAGAAAGGCGAUAAGGCUCUGGUUGUGAGCUCUGGUAUCGGGCAGAUCGGCGAGAAUCUGCAAUUCUUGGAUGACAACGAGAUUGAUUUUGCCCUGGAAUCGGAUGUGGCGGAGAGCCAGAGCCUGAUCCCAGACAGGACGUUUGAUUUUGCACUCGUAUCUGGUUCGAUCGACCUUAAAUUCGUGGACAGGGUAGUGAAAAUAGGUGGCAUUCUUGCUGUUCAGCUCAGCAAUGAUCCUUCGGAUGCUUUCCAAGAACCAUCGAAUUAUAAAAUCGUGUACAUGAGAAGAUAUGAGUUUACCGUUGUGGUGAUGAGGAAAGUCACCUCGGACGAUCAGCGCACAAUCUCCUCGACGAAGCGAAAACUCUGCAACUUGGCGUUAGAAGCCAAAAAGGCCACCCUGAAGGGCUUGGAGGACGUGUUGCUUGAACCACCAAGACGAGCUCUAGUAAGAUCCGGCGAUUACUUGAAGAAAAUCAAGUAUCUUCCCGAGUUGUUGGGCGAUUCUCUACAAGGCUACAACGGCCGCAGUUUCAUCACAGUGGGCUCGCGGGAGGACGACAGGGGAACGGUGGAAUGGUUUCAUCACAACUACCCGGCGCAAGAUCAACACUUUGAUGUGCACCAUCUCGACAUCGGAUCCGGGGGUGCACCUGCGGAUGUAUCGGAUUGGUUGACCCAGAACGUGAGGGAAGAAGAGUACGUCGUGAUGAAGGCCGACGCGGAAGUGGCCGAGGAAAUGAUGAGGAAGAGGACGAUACAUCUGGUGGAUGAGAUGUUCCUGGAGUGUAGCAGUCAGUGGGGGUACCGGAAGACGAAUAAGAGCAGAAGGGCUUACUGGGAAUGCCUGGCUUUGUAUGGAAGGCUGAGGGACGAAGGGGUUGCUGUUCACCAAUGGUGGGCUUGA
Messenger RNA from Eucalyptus grandis, 1218 nucleotides. RefSeq lists its product as uncharacterized. NCBI's taxonomy places the organism in Eukaryota, Viridiplantae, Streptophyta, Magnoliopsida, Myrtales, Myrtaceae. The record is from RefSeq and is a predicted model, not a curated record. The coding region runs from base 1 to 1218 and encodes 405 amino acids. The transcript has a single exon.